CACGUACAGCUUCUUGGUUUCGGCCUUACGCUACAUCCCCAGACAUCUCCAUCAGCCCAUCUUCUGUUUCAUCUGAACUUGGGCAUACAUCUUAUUUCUCGCGUCCGUACCACUAGGCCAGCGACUCGCAGCCGCUUUUGGAUUGAUGCCGGAAAGUGGCUGAGGAUUCAGUGCUUGUGCAACCGCCCAAGGCAUCACGGGAAAACGCCACCUCGCUAUUCCACAGGACCACGAUGGAUCUCGGCCCCAGCGGCCAUGCCGAGGCCCUGCUCGUCAAGGCCGCCCGCACGUACGGCGUCCAUGCUGCCAAAGACGACGUGCGCCGGGCUCUGGCCGACCCUGAUCGCGGCACCGCCUUGGUCGAGUGGGCGAACAUGCAUCUCGCGUCCGAUCACCUCCUGACGGCUGAUGAGCUGGCAUUAUAUACGGCCCUCGACAGGAGCGGCCAGGUCGACGUGUUGGCGGACGCGCACGACCUGGGCGAGGUGCAGGCGGUCAACGAAGAGGACAUCCGGACUGCAAUCGAGGAGCUUAAUCGGUCCACCGCUACAAUCUCCAAGCAAACAGAGACCCUGCGCCAACAGCAAGACGCCCUCUCGCGCCUCGUCAAGAAGCGAGCCGAGAACGAGGCUCAGCGCCGGGACCUUGAGUCGACCCGGCUACGCCAGUCCGAGUCUCAGCGCAAAAAGCUCGCUGCUGAGGUGGAGGACCUCUCACAUAGUCUCGGCUAUCGGGUCGCCGAUCUGGAGCAGCAGACAAAGGAUGUGCGGACGAUCCUCAAUGAGACGGUGGAUAGCGUUUUCCACUCAGACGACAAGCUCCUAUCCAGCCUCCAAAAGCUUGGCUGGGAGCUUGACCAACGGGACCCUGAGGAGCAAAAGACGGUUGAGAAGCUUCGAGAGAUUCUCAUGCGUUACAUCAAGACUACCGUAGAGACGCUCCGCACUAGACUCGAUAGGGUCUAUCUCGAGGCAGUUGUCGCAACUGACCGCGCAGGGGAGAGCAAGCCUGCCAGCGGAGAUGAGGUCAAGGCGCUCGAGGAGGAGCUUGAGUCGCUCUACUCUGAAAUCCUGCCCGUCGCUCAGAUGUCGGCCGAACAAGAGCAUCUUGAGCCUGCACUGCAGUCUACUGACUCCCAGAGCGGACAGAGCUUGCGCCGUUCAGCAACGGCUGUGACAUAUAUCAACGAAACUCUCGACUAUCUGCUAGACCGUGUAGACCUGCUCGGAGGCCGCGUCGAAACAUUGAAUUCGCACCAAAAUGCGGCGGCUGCGAUUCUCGCUACGGCCAAAAAUGAGGCAUCAACCCCGAUAUCUCCUGUUAGAAAACCAGUCAAGCAGGCUCUCCCCGCGUCACCCAUUCGAAAGCCGGCGCCAAUCCGGAUGCGUUCUAACACUGACAUAUCCGGUCGUGGCAACCGCCGACGCUCGUCUGGAAUCCAAGACGAACCCGCAAUGGAAGCCCUCCUGCGCAACAUUGCCCUCUCCUUGCCACCGCCGGAAGACGCCACCACGGAAGAGCAAGCAGCGGACCUCGCCCAAGUCAUCGCCGAGCGUUCCCAGAAGGCCAACGACGUCGCCAGGAACGCCCAGGAGACGUUUGAGGCUAAUACUGUUUCCAAGCUGCAGGAUGCGCGCUUGGCUAUUCAGCUACUGCGAGACAGCAUCCUUGCGGAGAGUCCGUUUGAGGAAGUGAGGCUCGUGGACCCGGAAAUUGAAGGCUCGAUCCACGUGCUCGGCCAAGAGGUGGAAAAGGUAAAGGAGCAGCUCGACGCUGUGGAUGUGAAGAAAGGGGCCAAGAGUAUUAAGAAAGAUGAAUUUGUGCACCGCUGGGCAUAACAACAGGCUUGCUAGUAUUUACAGUGUUAGGUUUCUCAGGAACUGACAAGUUGCCGAUUCUAGAUAGAUGGUUGAAUGUACCCCAAAACCGCAUACGCCUGUAUUGUGGAAUGGUCUAGUUGAAAGCACAUCUAUAUUUACAUGAGCAAAACGCCUUACUGGCACCACAUCCGCCCUAUGCUUCUAUCACCACCACACGGCCCAUCCGCUCGAAGUGGCCGCUGCUGUCCAAUGUGGGAGUCCUGCCUGGAAUCGGCCCCGGGAUGUUGGGCGUCCGAUUGGUGCCGUUGCUCCCUCUGCUCGAACCCACGUGCGAAUGAUUUGUCGAAUCUCGGCAUUUUUGGUCACUUGUGCUCAA
Messenger RNA from Ilyonectria robusta, 2196 nucleotides. RefSeq lists its product as uncharacterized. Bases 234 to 1838 code for a protein of 534 amino acids. The record is from RefSeq and is a predicted model, not a curated record. The transcript has 6 exons. NCBI's taxonomy places the organism in Eukaryota, Fungi, Ascomycota, Sordariomycetes, Hypocreales, Nectriaceae.